AUGACAGAUCAAAAGGAAAUCGAGAAAGCGUCGCAAGGCGCUCACCCUUCUACGCCAUUUGACCAGACAGAUACUACGGUCGAAGAAGGUAUCACACACAUAGUGUCCGAUUCGAAGGUCACGGUCGACGGAUUGAAGGUUCACCCACAACCGACCACAGAUCCAUUAGAUCCUCUGAACUGGUCAACCUUUCAGAAACAUGGCAUUCUCGGCAUUGUGAUGUUAAAAUAUUUCCUCUUCACGUACCUCACAACGACAACGGUGCCUUCGUUUGUGGAAAUCCAGAAUCAGUACCAAAUCAGCUAUGAGCAAGUAAACUGGACUGUCGCCUUGCCUGCUCUUGGUCUGUCGGUCGGUCCAUUGAUCUGGUCCUCACUGAGUGAUAUCUAUGGUCGGCGUGUCAUAUUUCUGGUUGGGACGCUUGUGGCACUGGUCUCGACAGUCGGGGCGGCCGUGGCCGAGUCAUAUGCUGGCUACAUGGCUACUCGAUUCUUUCAAGGCUUCGGUGUUAGCCCUGCCGCGACGGUAGGAAUGGCCGUUGUGAACGAUCUUUUCUUCGACUACGAGCGAGGGCAAAAGCUCGGCUUGUGGGUUCUGGCAAUUGACUCGGGACUGCUACUUGGCCCUACUUUCGGAGGCUUCCUUGACUUGGUAAGCCCAGCCUGGAUCAAUUGGUUCAACGCGAUUUUGUUUGCGGUUCUCCUCUUGUUGGAAUUAUUUUUCAUGCCCGAGACACUUUAUCCUCGACAAACGAUGCUGUUACGACAGAACAGCACUAUGGUGACACAGUCAUCACCCCCAAACAGUGAAAAGGUCCAGAGCAAUGAGGUUCCAGCAGGCGGAUAUCACUUCGCACUACUGGAGGUUGAUCUGUGCAGGACGAAAGAUUUGCCCUUUAUUAACCUGCGACCAAUUCCUGGUGUGCGACACCCAAAGCCCUGGGACUCAAUUAUCCGGUUUUUCAUCACUUUCAAAUUCCCAUCCGUCUCAAUUGCAGUUCUCGGCUACUGCUUUCUCUGGUACUGGUGGGUUCUGAGCGUCAUCACCAUGGUCCCCGCCGCCUAUGCAAACUAUACCCCUGUGAUACAGGGACUUCUGUUCUUGGGACUCUUCUUGGGCACUGUUUUAUCCGAGAUCUUCUGCUCUGGCCGAUUGAGUGAUUCGAUUGUACGGAGGCUGUCCAAGAAACGAGGCAAUGUCCGUGUGGCCGAAAUGCGAUUAUGGCUAGCUUAUCCCGCUAUUGUCAUCACAGCAGUUGGCUUGAUUCUGUGGGGGAUCAGUAUUGAUAAAAACUAUCACUGGAUGGUCGGACAAGUUGCAUUUUUCCUGUUCGCCGCAGGCAUUCAGAUCGGAAACACGGUGACCAGCAGCUAUAUUGUGGACAGCUAUCCGUUGCAAUCAAUGAGCGUGGUGACUUUCUAUUCUGUGUUUCUCAAUUUAAGUGCAUUUGUCAAUCCGUUCUUUAUUGCGCCCUGGCAAGUGUCUAAUGGCUGGACUUGGACAUUUACGACGCAAGGCCUGAUUGUCCUGGUGGGAGGCUCUUUGUUGUUCGGGACCUUGCAUAAAUAUGGUGGUGCCAUGCGAGCGAAAGCGCCGCAGCCGUCUUGGGUCAAUCCCGAGUAUGACGCUGUCCUGGAGGUCCCGGCAGCAUAG
This is a messenger RNA of Penicillium oxalicum, 1653 nucleotides long. RefSeq lists its product as uncharacterized. Gene Ontology annotation, biological process: transmembrane transport. The transcript has 7 exons. The coding region runs from base 1 to 1653 and encodes 550 amino acids. NCBI's taxonomy places the organism in Eukaryota, Fungi, Ascomycota, Eurotiomycetes, Eurotiales, Aspergillaceae. Gene Ontology annotation, molecular function: transmembrane transporter activity. The record is from RefSeq and is a predicted model, not a curated record.